Messenger RNA from Closterium sp. NIES-67, 429 nucleotides. The record is from the annotation of a GenBank genome assembly. Lineage: Eukaryota; Viridiplantae; Streptophyta; Zygnematophyceae; Desmidiales; Closteriaceae.
UAAUGCAGCGCAAUUUAAUGAAUCUUCUACUUACUUAAUGGGCUGGCUUAGAGAUUAUCUAUGGUUAAACUCAUCUCAGUUAAUUAAUGGAUACAACCCAUUCGGUAUGAACAGUUUGUCUGUAUGGGCUUGGAUGUUCUUAUUUGGACACCUUGUUUGGGCUACAGGUUUCAUGUUCUUGAUCUCUUGGCGUGGUUAUUGGCAAGAAUUGAUCGAGACAUUAGCUUGGGCUCAUGAACGUACUCCAUUAGCUAAUCUUGUGCGUUGGAAAGAUAAACCAGUAGCUCUUUCUAUUGUGCAAGCUAGAUUAGUAGGAUUAGCUCAUUUCUCUGUAGGUUAUGUAUUUACCUAUGCUGCUUUCCUAAUUGCAUCUACCUCAGGUAAAUUCGGUUAAGGAUAUGUCAACAUCAUAACUGCUUACUAUUUUGU